ACUAUUUUGUUCAUCUGCAAUCUGCCGAGAAGGUGGGGGAGUUGGAAAGACAGUAAUGCUCCACGCUAGGGUUUUCCAGAGCUAAACCCUAGGUCUGUGCGUUCUCUCUCAAUCUCUUCUACGCCAUGGGCAACGGUUCUUCUAUGCUCACCCAAUAUGACAUCGAAGAAGUCCAAGAGCACUGCCGCAACACCUUUUCGCAGCAGGAGAUCGUUUCCCUGUACCAGAGAUUCUGCCAGCUUGAUCGCAACGGCGGAGGUUUCAUCUCCUCAGACGAGUUUUUAUCUAUACCUGAAGUCGCUGUCAAUCCACUUUCCCAGAGAUUGAUGGGGAUGUUAAAUGGAUUGAACUUCAAGGAAUUUGUGGCAUUUUUGUCAGCAUUCAGUCCUAGAGCGAGCCAGCAACAAAAGAUUGAGUUUAUCUUUAGAGUAUAUGAUUCAGACUGCAAUGGAAAAGUCACAUUCAGCGACAUAUUGAACAUUUUGAGGGAUUUGACUGGACAGUUCAUAUCUGAGCAACAAAGGGAGCAAGUGUUGACUCGUGUCCUCGAGGAAUCAGGGUUCGCGAAAGAUUCAACAUUAGGCAUAUCCGACUUCAUGAAGGUUCUGGGAAACUCUGGCAUAAAGAUGGAUGUUGAGGUUCCUAUCGACUGAAAAAAAAAAGAAAAAAAAAGUGUGUGUGGGCAUUUAUUUGAGAUAGCAAUGUAGCACCAAAUCGUACUAGUAAUUCAUUUAGUGGAUAAUUGCAUAAUCAUCUGUUGUAACUUGUAAGCCUUUAUAAUUAUUGGCAGUAGUUCAAGUGUUCAACCUGUUUAAUAACAUGUUUUGUGGAUAACUUCAAGCUGUUGAGUAGUAGGGACAUUUUUAGAUAA
This is a messenger RNA of Humulus lupulus (European hop), 871 nucleotides long. RefSeq lists its product as uncharacterized. The transcript has 6 exons. The record is from RefSeq and is a predicted model, not a curated record. Gene Ontology annotation, molecular function: calcium ion binding. NCBI's taxonomy places the organism in Eukaryota, Viridiplantae, Streptophyta, Magnoliopsida, Rosales, Cannabaceae. Bases 126 to 653 code for a protein of 175 amino acids.